AUGGCAAGCAACGUUACUCUAAUGGAAUAUCUGCAAGUUGGGCCGCCACGACUGCCAAUAAGCAAUCAAGGACAGUCGCGAGAUAAUACAACAAACGGGAACUAUGCCGCUAUUGAUAUCAAUAAUGUGGGUCACUGGAACGCCUUCAAUCUGGGGAAUAUCAUGAACCAGUACGGACCUCUCCUGACUGGAUCCAUGAUACAACGUGAGCCCAUGCCGACAUCUCCCCCUCAGCCGAUCACCUCAGAGACAAGUUUUCGACAACGAUUCAUAUUGUAUUUGGACUCCAGGGUUCGACGCGGGCUUCGUGUGGGCUUCCAACAUCUUGGUAUACAGAAUAGUCUUGGCAAUCGGACUGUUAUAUCAUUUGGCGAGGGGAAUCUCGCCCGAACCGUGGAGAAUUUCAUACCCGACACUGCGUAUUUCGCAACGAGUCUUCCAGAAUCUACGAGGCCCAAUCGUGCCCCAGGAGACCUCAAGCCAUCAUACAAGUGGUCUUUGGAUUUGCGAAAUGGGCCGACUCAGAGAGAUAGGAAAGAGUUCAAACAGGCUUUGGCCCAGGUCAACUGGUACAUGAGGCAGCAUCACGCUCGCUACGGUUUUGUUCUCACCGAUCGUGAACUCGUUGCUAUUCGCAGGCUUGACAAUCACGGUAAUCUGGAACUUUCAGAUUCCAUACCUUGGAUUGCGCGUGGUACCGUAUCCCAACCGCAGUUGACGGUUUUGCUUGCGUUGUGGUACUUAGGAAUGCUUGCUUCCGACGACCAGUGGUGGAGCUUACAGUGA
Molecule: messenger RNA, 786 nt
Organism: Monascus purpureus
Lineage: Eukaryota; Fungi; Ascomycota; Eurotiomycetes; Eurotiales; Aspergillaceae
Source: the annotation of a GenBank genome assembly